Molecule: messenger RNA, 1285 nt
Organism: Mangifera indica (mango)
Lineage: Eukaryota; Viridiplantae; Streptophyta; Magnoliopsida; Sapindales; Anacardiaceae
Product: F-box protein PP2-A14
Exons: 3
Coding region: 231-1082 (283 amino acids)
Molecular function (GO): protein binding
Source: RefSeq, a predicted model, not a curated record
UAGCUUUAACCCUUUUCUUGCACUUUCUUUCUCUCUUCUCUUUAAGCCUCAAAACCCAAUUAAUAUCUCUCUCUCUAUCCCUUCUACAUGAUCGAGAGAAUGAUGAAGCUUUCUUCAAUCUCUCCUUCCACUUCUCAACUCUUCUAUUACCUUCUUCUCUAUCUGUAGACGUUUAGUUUUGUGAUAUCUACAAGGGUCUUGCUUCUUCUUCUUUGUUUUUUGAUUGAUUUAUGGGGGCUGGAGUUUCUGAUCUUGCAGCUGAGAGUGAGUCAUGUUCAAGGUCGCCUGGUUUGGGGGAUAUACCGGAAAACUGUAUAUCAUUUAUUCUUAUGCACUUUGAUCCUCCGGAGAUUUGUAAAUUGGCGCUGCUGAACAAAACUUUUCACGGCGCUUCUUUGGCUGAUUUUGUGUGGGAAACGAAGUUGCCAUCGAAUUAUAAGUUUCUUGUCAAGAAAGUUCUUGACGAGAGCCCAGAAAUUAUAAGCAAGAAAGAAAUUUAUGCAAGAUUGUGUCUUCCUAAUCGCUUUGAAAAUGGCACCAAGGAAGCAUGGCUGGAUAAGAGCACUGGUAAAAUCUGUAUCUCAAUUUCUGCAAGGGCAAUGAAAAUCACGGGGAUUGAUGAUCGAAGAUAUUGGAAUCACAUUCCAACGGAGGAAUCCAGGUUUCACACAGUGGCAUAUCUUCAACAAAUAUGGUGGUUUGAGGUGAUAGGAGAGUUAGAGUUUGAGUUUCCCCCAGGGAGCUACAGUUUAUUUUUCAGGCUGCAGCUUGGAAAGGCUUCAAGAAGAUUUGGCAGAAGGGUUUGCAAUUUGGAACAAGUUCAUGGGUGGGAUAUUAAGCCUGUGAGGUUUCAGUUAUCCACUUCAAAUGGGCAGCGAGCCAUUUCAGAAUGUUGUUUACAUGAACAAGGCAACUGGGUUCUCUACCAUGUGGGCGAUUUCGCCAUUGACAACAACUCUCAUCACAUGCUUACAAAGAUUAAAUUUUCCAUGAUGCAGAUCGAUUGUACGCAUACAAAAGGAGGGUUAUGCUUGGAUUCUGUGUUAAUAUAUCCAAGUGAAUUUAGGGAAAGAUUAAAAUAAGCUUUAAGCUUGUUAGGUGAUCAUGUGGUUAUACAUAUUAGAGAGAUUGGGCAACUCUUCAGGAUAUGAGCUUUGAUUUUGGUUAAUUAGCUCGUUGUGGGGUGCUUUUGUAUAAAAUAUUUGGAGAUUCUGUUGUAUACCCAAAUUGAGAAAUGUUGUUGCUUGCUUGGUGCAUUAAUGGUGAAACAAAAUUGCAUAUGUAA